AUGAGUGUAUAUGGGGCCCCAACCCAAGACGAAGUCAAGAACCCAGAAAAUCAAGUGGUGGAACUAAAAGAAGCCAGAGCAGAGAUGAUUUUACAGAUAAGGUUUAGAAAGACCCUAGAAAGACGUAGACAGGAAGAGAGGUGUGACUGGGAAACAACGCAGAAGACAUGCGGGAUCUGGGAGAGAAAAUCUGUGGCAAAACCUCCGGAAGGCAAAGCUGAAAAGGAGACGUGGUGGUGGUAUGAUGAAGUCCAGAGAAGAAUUAGUGAGAAGAAGGAAGCAAAAAAGAAACUCUUUGAAGAUCCAUCUGAAGAGAACAAAGCUUACUACAAAACAAACAAGAAGGAAGCUAAAAGAGCUGUGGGAACCCCAAAGGCAAGAGCAUUAACCAACUCUACGAAGACCUUGAUAAAAACAGAAGGGGAAACACGUGAGAAGGAACAGGUGGGGGAACCUGGUGAGGUGGAAGCCAUCCCCUGA
This is a messenger RNA of Penaeus monodon (black tiger shrimp), 480 nucleotides long. RefSeq lists its product as uncharacterized. Lineage: Eukaryota; Metazoa; Arthropoda; Malacostraca; Decapoda; Penaeidae. The record is from RefSeq and is a predicted model, not a curated record. The transcript has 3 exons. Bases 1 to 480 code for a protein of 159 amino acids.